AUGUCCUCUCUAAACAUCAAUCUUCUUAACUCGGCACUUUCGGCCAUGAUGGGAACCGAUAGCUUCGUAUCGGAAAAAGUAAUUCGAGAACAAGAUGCAUACAGCGCUUGUUAUCGGCAGAUAGACUUGAAGUCAUUUCAUCAAGCUAAUCUUGUCGGCGGCAAUGUCUAUUCCACUGUAAAUCAAUCCGGUCAAAAUGCACCACUAACCAAACAAGCGAUGCAAAUUUAUGUGAUAACUCUCCGUGGGAAAGCUAUUGUCAUCGACUGCGAACCAAACUAUACCGUAAAUUACUUGAAGGAACUAAUUCAGAUUAAGUAUGACAUUUCGCCAGAGGAUCAAAGACUAAUUUUUGCAGGCGAGCAAUUGACGGACGGCCGUACGCUCGCGGACUACAACAUUCAAAAGGGAAGCACGAUAUAUAUGAUUCUACGACUUUGUGGUGGUGGAUGCGUAAUCAGUUAUCUACCCUCAAGCGCCUUGGACCCGAGAUACGAUUACGAUUUUACACAUAUCAGGGAUAUCGGAGUGACUUACAUGCGAGGAAAAGUUCAAUACCAAAGACCAUGUGGAUGGCAACGGUUUGCUUUAAAGGUCUCUGAACAAUAUGACAAUGGUGAUGAUACUUGGCUUGGUACUGGCGGAACAGCUUGGCCAGUGUCUUACCAUGGAACCGCUAAAUAUCAUGCAAGAUCAAUUUCUCAAGAAGGAUAUUUGUUGAGCAAGGGAAAACGGUUUGCCUUUGGGCGUGGCAUUUAUUCAACGCCUGAUAUUAACAUAGCUGAGCGUUACGCAACGGAAUUUGAGUUUGACGGAAGGAAAUACGUGAUUGUAAUUCAAAAUCGGGUUAACCCGAAAAGUUUAGUAAAGAUCGAGGCCAGGGAAACCGGAGUUGGUGAGUAUUGGAUUUCCAAAGAAGGCAAAGAUGUUAGGCCGUAUGGAAUUUGUAUAAAGGAAAAGUAUUAA
Messenger RNA from Paraglomus occultum, 966 nucleotides. NCBI's taxonomy places the organism in Eukaryota, Fungi, Glomeromycota, Glomeromycetes, Paraglomerales, Paraglomeraceae. The record is from the annotation of a GenBank genome assembly.